CCUAGCCCACCCCCAAGCGCCCACAGUUCUUGAGACACGGCCUUAAAAGCAAGAACGCGUUGCAGGGUUGUCCUCCUUGGCCUCCUCCCUGCAUGCACAUGGUUGUAGUCGUCCUUUCAACAUUCUCAUUCACCCCGCACGUACAGAAUCGGAUGACAGUAGUGAGGAGAUCCUUCCACAUCAUGUCCACUCCUGCGUAUUCCCAUGUCCCCGUCCCCUGCAUUUUUCGAACACAACCGGGGCUCGCGAUGGGAUCGGCCGAGCCAGAGCACGGGAAGGAGAAGUUCACACUCACAGGGCGUCUCCGCAAUGCUGUAGCAGAAGAGAGCUCUGGAGGAGGCUGGCUGACGACCCGUUUACCAUUCGUACCGGAGCAAAGCGGAGCUAUAUCUAUCUUACAUAGCUGGUCACUGCUUGAUUUCUUCAGUCUCUGACGAACGAUCACUUACUUCCUUCGUUACCUUGCCUUCUCCUCCCUCAUAAGAUGAUCCCCUCCGUGAUCUCCUCCAAGCCUGGGGCUCUCGCUCCCCUCUCUACUGCUCUGCCGGAUCUCCCUCCCAGCGAGGACUUCACGGAAUGGCAAUGGAACACGUUGCUGGCGAUCAUGGAUGCCGUGGUACCAUCAGUGCGAAGAGGCACGGCGACCAAAGACAACAACCAGCUUUCCAUCUCAGACGCAGAGUAUGCGAAGAUGGUCGAACACUUGCAGAAGAAUGUCGUUGAGGCUCCGAACACUGCCGAGCUAGAUGCGUACUUGCUAGAGAGGCCGUCGGACAACCCGCGCUUCCAGUCGUUGUUGAAGCGGACGUUGGUGGUGCAUACGAGCGAGACGGCGAGGAAGAAACUCUCGCUAGUCUUGUUCCUCUUAACCACCCGUGUCGGCUCCCUCAUCCUGACCGGCUCCUCUACCCCCUUCCUCCAGCAGUCCCUCGCCAUCCGCGAAGCCUGCCUCGAUCGCUGGCGCCUCUCCUACAUCCCCGCCCUGAACGGCUUCCACAAGCAGAUGACCGGCGCCGCUAAGAACCUAUGGCUCAAGACCAGCCUCAGCUACUACAAGAUUAGCGGGUUCCCAUCGUACCCCAGCGACAUAGAGCGAGGAACGCUCUUCGAAUAUGAGUUCCUGAAGUUUGCAGCCGGCGACAAGCCAGAGGUCAUCGAGACGGACGUGGUGAUUGUAGGAUCGGGAUGCGGCGGCGGCGUGUGUGCGAAGAAUCUGGCUGAGACGGGACAUAAGGUUCUGGUUGUGGAUAAAUCGCACUUCUAUCCUACGGAGGCGUUCCCCAUGACAGAGGAGGAGGGCCCGGUUCACCUAUUUGACAAUGGAGGAUCGACGUUCAGCGACGACGGGUCGACUGCUGUGAUUUCCGGCAGUACCUGGGGCGGCGGCGGCACGGUCAACUGGUCUGCUUCUCUGCAGACCCAGGGCUUUGUGCGGAAGGAGUGGGCACAGGAUCGAGGACUGACCUUCUUCGAGACCUCCGAGUUUCAGACCUGCUUGGACCGCGUGUGCCAUAAGAUGGGCGUCUCGGCGGACCAUAUCAAACAUAACCACGGUAAUCGUGUCCUCCUAGACGGUGCGAGGAAGCUGGGCUAUGCAGCCAAGGCAGUCCCCCAGAACACUGGCAACAGCGAGCACUAUUGUGGACACUGCUCGUUGGGAUGCGCCUCCGCCCAGAAGCAAGGCCCUACCGUCGCCUGGCUCCCUGAUGCUGCUCGAGCUGGCGCCAAGUUCAUAGAGGGCUUUACCGCAGACCGCGUGCUCUUCGACGAGUCAAGCGGCCGAAAGACCGCCACUGGGGUCGAGGGCACGUGGACUUCGAGAAACAGCCGCGGGGGCGUCGACGGCCCCAUCUCUGACCGCACGGUCAGGAAGGUCAUCAUCAAGGCCAAGAAGGUCGUUGUAUCUUGCGGGGCGCUGUGGAGUCCGAUCCUGCUGCUGCAGAGCGGUCUGAAGAACCAACAUAUCGGACGCCACCUGUACCUCCAUCCGGUCAACAUAAUGGGCGCCAUCUUUAAGGAGGACGUGCGGCCUUGGGAGGGUGGGAUCCUCACAUCCGUCGUCUCCUCCUUUGAGGAUCUCGACGGCCACGGUCAUGGCACCAAGCUUGAGGCUCUGGUCAUGCUCCCAUCCUUCGCCCUGAGUCUAUCUAAUGUUGCCAAGGGCCUCGACUUCAAGAAGCUCGCCCUCAAGUUCCGUCACGCCAGCUGCUGGAUUUCUCUCGCCCGCGACCGCGACAGCGGCCGUGUCUUUCCCGACCCCGUCACCGGCGGCAUCCGCAUCGAAUACACCCCCAGCGCCUUCGAUCGCCAGCACAUCCUGACUGGCUGUAUCGCCCUGGCUAAGAUUGCUUACGUCGAGGGCGCCACGGAGAUCUUCGCCGGUAUCCCCGGCGUCGCACCCUUCAUCCGCAACCCAGAAGAUUCUUCCACCCCAUCCUCCCCCGCAGACGACAUCGACCCUGGCGUCACUGACCCGUGCUUCCAAGCGUGGCUCACGGAUCUCCAACGUGCCGGCAACAAGCCUCCCGGUGCGAUAUUCGCUUCCGCGCAUCAGAUGGGCACGAACCGCAUGUCCGUCCACGAGCGCGACGGUGUCGUAGAUUCCAAGGGCAGGGUCUGGGGCACUGAUGGGUUGUACAUCAGUGAUACCAGCGUGUUUCCCAGUGCCAGUGGUGUCAAUCCCAUGGUGACUAACAUGGCGAUUAGUGAUUGGAUCUCGAUGAACAUAAGCAAGGAAUUGAUGAGCGCGAAUGGGAUGUCGGCAAGGCUGUAAGGGCGGGCCCAGCUGUAAUUAUGCCC
Amorphotheca resinae ATCC 22711 is the source of this 2799-nucleotide messenger RNA. RefSeq lists its product as hypothetical. The transcript has 4 exons. The record is from RefSeq and is a predicted model, not a curated record. The coding region runs from base 485 to 2773 and encodes 762 amino acids. Gene Ontology annotation, molecular function: long-chain-alcohol oxidase activity; flavin adenine dinucleotide binding. NCBI's taxonomy places the organism in Eukaryota, Fungi, Ascomycota, Leotiomycetes, Helotiales, Amorphothecaceae.